AUGCAUUCUCUUCCUAAAGCCCGUAUUGAAGACAACUCGCGAUGGAAGCCAGCUAUAGCAACAGUUAGUUUGGGAGCCGCGAAUUUACACCCCAUCAUCGCCAAACUCGAUGCUGUCGCCCUCAAUGGCCAACAAGGACUUGAACUUUUCCAUGAUGAUAUAGCGCAGCUCGCCAGGACCCUUCGCGCGCAUGCAACUGAUCUUGAACUCCGCACUGAUCGAGACUAUGAAAUAGACGCAGCGCACGCUAUCAGGGAUUUAUCUGCUGAGCGUGAUCUGCAGAUUGUAGCUCUCCAACCUUUCCGACACUACGAGGGUCUCCUUGAUCCAGAACGGCAUGCGGAACGCAUUGAUGAACUCAAGCAUUGGGUGCAAUUAUGCAAGAUCCUUGGUGACUCACUCUUCAUCCUGAUCCCAUCAUCUUUUCUCGAUGCCUCGGAGAUCACCUCCGACAGAGAGCGUCUCGCAGCCGACCUAGCCGAGGCCGCAGAUGUAGCAUUCCCCGUGCGCAUUGCAUACGAGGCCCUGGCAUGGGGGACAUACAUCAACACUUGGGAGGACUCAUGGGAUGUGAUCAAACGGGCCAAUCGACCCAAUCUCGGCAUCUGUCUCGAUACAUUCAACAUAGCAGCGCGAGUGUGGGCCGACCCCACCGCCGCAACAGGCCGACUUGGCCCAAGCGCAGACCGAGAUCUGCGGGAGUCGAUGGUCCGGCUUAUACAGGAGGUUGACCCGGACCGAGUGCUGAUGGUUCAACUUGCCGAUGGCGAGCGGGUUGAGCCACAAACGCCCUUUCUUCAAGCACCAGGCCUACCUACUCUACUAGCCUGGUCACGGAAUGCGCGUCUCUUUCCGUGUGAAGAGGAUCGGGGUGGAUACCUUCCGAUUCGCGAGGUGACGGAUGCUUGCAUCAACGGCUUGGGUUAUACCGGGUGGAUCAGUAUGGAGGUCUUCUCGAGAUCGACCUGGGAAGAUAACCCGGCCGUGCCGAUGGAGCAUGCCGCCCGCGCCAGUCGGUCCUGGCUGAAGGUCCUGCGAAUGUUGAAAGAGAAGCUGGAGAAGCGGUCCCUCUAG
This is a messenger RNA of Penicillium digitatum Pd1, 1074 nucleotides long. Its product is annotated as sugar phosphate isomerase/epimerase family protein. The record is from RefSeq and is a predicted model, not a curated record. Lineage: Eukaryota; Fungi; Ascomycota; Eurotiomycetes; Eurotiales; Aspergillaceae.